AUGGCCGAGGCGCCCUUCAACAUCGGCAGUGUCAUCUCCCCGACGUCUCCGUUUGUCUAUCUCGGCCUCCUUUCGACAGUGGCGCAGCGGCUCCGUACCAGAGGCAUCCACUUCAACGCGACGGUCGACAACUUCCCUUGCUACACCGCCAAAGGAGGCUUCCUGUCAAGGAAGGUGACCAUAGUGGCAUCCGUCCUUGGGUCGGUAGCCGUCACCGCCAUGGUGGUAGCCAGUGCGGCGUGCUACUUCAACUCGAGGUAUCGGAGGUGGCACAGGGACCUGGACCAGCUCGCCAAGUCCAUGGAGCGCCUCCCGGGGGUACCCACCAAGGUUGACUUUGCUGACAUAAAAAAGGCCACCGCAAACUUCCACGAGGAGAUGAAGCUCGGUGGAGGCGGGUUCGGCACUGUGUACAGGUGCACGCUCCCGGCCACGGCUUCCAAGAUGAAGCGACCGAUGGACGUGGCCAUCAAGAGGUUUACGCGUGAUGUGCAGAACCACCGCUACGACGACUUCCUCGCCGAGGUCAGCAUCAUCAACCGGUUGCGCCACAAGAACAUCGUCCCCCUCAUCGGGUGGUCAUACAACAAAGGAGUGCCACUGCUUGUGUUUGAGUUCAUGACCAAUGGCAGCUUAGACCAACAUCUCUUCCAAAGAGGCGGCAAUAGCACCAGGCAGCGAAACACCGAUGGCGCCAUCCGGCAAUGGGCAACCCGCUACGAGAUCAUCAGAGGCAUAGCCACCGGCUUGCACUAUGUCCACCACGAGUAUGAGCCCAUGGUGCUCCAUCGCGACAUCAAGGCGAGCAACAUCAUGUUGGACUCGAGCUUCCAGGCCCGCCUCGGCGACUUUGGCCUGGCAUGCACUGUCGCCGCCGAUAGGAACUCUGUCACCGGUGUGGGUGGCACUUGGGGCUACAUCGCGCCAGAGUACCCGGUUUGUCGCAAGGCGACACGGCAAACUGACAUCUACGCGCUUGGGGUGCUUAUCCUUGAGGUCGUCACUGGGCUGCGGGCAUUGGCUGACCACGAGGUGGUGGAUGAUGAUGACAUGCAUAUCACCGAUAGGGUGUGGCGUCUUCACCGUGAGGGGAGGCUACUGGAGUGUGUGGAUGCCAUGCUGACCAAUGGUUCUACUCCAGAGGACGAGGAGCAUCUAAAAAAUACUGGUGAUGUGGAACGCCUGCUCCUCCUGGGCUUGGCCUGCAGCAACCCGAAUCCAUCGGACCGACCAACCAUGCCCGAUGUGGUGCGUGUCAUCACCAAGUCUGCACUACCACCACAGGUGCCUCCUCAGAAGCCAAGAUUUGUGUGGCCGCCGCGGGAAGAGGGACGUUCAGUGGCCUCCGAUGAUGGUAGCACAGAUACAUCUAUGAUGAGUAAUCUCGACAAUAGUAUGAAGCUUGAGUAUUUGUUAUAUCUAAGUUAA
Molecule: messenger RNA, 1428 nt
Organism: Triticum turgidum subsp. durum (durum wheat)
Lineage: Eukaryota; Viridiplantae; Streptophyta; Magnoliopsida; Poales; Poaceae
Source: the annotation of a GenBank genome assembly